UACAGACCAGCGCAUUGACCCUGAUGGCAUGGACACAGAGCAGGUGACGGGAGAGGGAGGCUGUGUGUCUGAAUCCAAUAUUAAAUGCAAUGAGCACCACUUCCUGGUGAGACCUCGCGGAUGUUCCUUUAAGUAGCGUCAAACAGGGAAGUAAAAUGUGCGUAUGAAUGAAACGGGGGUUGAUGAGAACACAGUGAACGGGGCGACGGGCUCCGGACCGUGGGGCAGGUGUUAACGAGUGAUGGACGAGGGGAGAGGAGGAGGAGGAGGAGGUGGGGACGAGCGGCGCUGCAGUGCGACACACCUCCCCUCAGCGGGGCUGGUUCUGGUUCUGUGCCAGACAGCCGAGGGUGACAGAGAUCGGACUGAGAUGACGGACUGCAGCGCUGCCCACUCACACGCCCACACGUAAUGAGGAGGAAAUUAAAACGGCAAAGUGGAGAGAAAGAGCCUGCAGGCAGGAGGGGAAGGCGUGCAUGAACACGACGCACGCUGCUUUUCUCUAGUAUGAGAGAUACUCGACGGGAGGAUUACAUCUAGCGUUUAGCGAGACAAGAGACAAGGAAAUAACCAUGGAUGCAGAGCAGGAGGAAGAAAAAGUACAUCUGGAUCUUAACCGUCCCCCAGUCUACCCAUUGCCUGAAGAAAUAAACAAGAUGGAGCACAGUGAGACGGUGUGUCAUUACUGUGGUGUCAGCUACCUCAUUUUCCAUGAGUUCCAGCAGCUCCACACCCGGCUGGCUCAGCAGGAGGCCGAGCUCCAAGAACUGAGAGGGACUGCCCAGAGAGAGAGGGCCCAGCGAGAUGCGCUGGAACUGGAAAAGCAGGAGUGGGAAAGGACCCUUCACCUGGAGGUGCUCAGACGGGCAGCGGAGAAUGAGAAGCGCAUGAGCGAAACGCUGGAGGAGAAGAGCAAAGAGACGGAGAGCGCUUUACGAAAGGCGUUUGAUGAAAAAAGCCAGAGGGAGAGAAGAGAGCUGGAGCAGCACUAUCAGAAACUCAGUGAGGAAAGGCAGACACAGCUUAGGGGGGAGUUAAGAGACUUGGAGGCGGAGAGUCUGAGGAAGCAGAGAGAGGAGCUGCAGAGGAGGACGGACGAGAGGGAGCGAGCGCUGAGUGACGCACUUCAAAAGGCCAAUAAAAAUGUAGAGGAGCAGAAAAAAUACCUCCGACACCUGGAAGAGAGGCUGACAGCAGCAACUUCCACAAAGGAGGAUGCUGAGCAGUUACUCGGAGAACAGAAGCAGAUGGGCGAAACGCUUCGAGCUGCGUGUUCGCGGCAGCAGCGCGCCCUGGAAGCAGCUCUGCCCGCGCUCCGCUCCACCGGCGGCGAGCUCAGCGACGUGCGUGGUCUCCUCCACCGGCUGAUGGAGGCCUGGCAGCGCUUCAGGGCUCAGAUGCUGCAGUGCACCACGCAGGUGUUCUCAGCACUGAGGAAGGAGCUGAAGAAUUCAAGCGAGGAGGUUCAGAAAAUGAGGGAAGAUUACGAUCGCGUAACUCAGCAGCUGACGUGUUUACAGAAGCAGAAGGGCGCGGGUGAUGAGAAGCUGUCGCAGCUGGAGCUCUCGGAGGAGGCGCACAGACAGCAACUGCUGCGGUUUAAAGCAGAGUUGGAGGAGAAACAUGAGAUGUGGUUGUCAUGUCAACAAAAGCGUGACGCCAUACAGGAGCAGCUGUUGUCAUGGCAGCAAAGAGAAGAACAAAUGGCACGGAAGUGCUCCUCAGCUGAGCAGGAAGUGAUGCAACUGAGGAAAACCCUGGAGAGGCUCCAGGAGAAAACAACAGAGUUGAGCACAGAAAGAGAGGGACUGUUAGAGUCUCACAGGCGAGAGCUGAUCAAAAUAGAGGAAGACUUUGGGCAGCAAAUGGCAUCAAAGUUAACCGCUGCCCUGGAAGAGCAGAGCACCCAGAAUGCAUUGCACCUACGCGAGCAGAUGACGGCGUACCGCGGCGAGGUGGAGCUGGAACUGAGCAUCGACAGGGAGAAGAACCGGCUGCUCCUCCUGCAGCACCAGCGCCACGGCAGCCGGCUCCAGCACAAGCUGGAGGAGAGAGAGCAGGAGCUGCAGGAGCUGAGAGCGGCACUGCAGCAGGAGAGGAGGAGCAGGGAGGAGGAGAGGAGGAUGCAGCAGCAGGAGAGGAGGAGGGCCGAGGAGGAGACGCGCCAGGAGAUGCACCGCUUCCAACAGCAGGAGGCACUAAAGCUGAGCCACAUCGAGGCUGAGCUGCAGCUGAUGACUGGGAGCAAUACCGAGCUACAAGGAGAGGUGGCGGUGCUCCAGGAGACAGUGAGAAGGGAGUGCGAGGAGAGGGAGGAAUUGACUGCUGCUCUGUCUAAAGCCCAAGAGGAGCUCCUUGGGCUGCGAUCCCCAGUGUCCUGCCCCAGGUCGCUUCCAAGCCCCCCGGAGAGACACACACCCAGGAGCAAACAUUUCCUCCAGAGUCAAACUCGGGUGCCUCUCACUCGCUCCUCGGCCUCCCCGAACACACUCAGAUCCUUCUCGUCCUGCGUGGAAAAAGACAGAAGCCUGGACACGGGUGGAGCAAGGGCCGUGGGGGGUUCAGAGUCCUGGAAUUGUGCUGGGGUGCUGGGUGGGGGAAAAAAGCAAAAGGGAACACUGCCCAGACUGAAAGUGAGCAGCUCGGCGACUGAGGUCAAGCUCGGCUGAGCGAUGGGGAGAAAGGAUAGGCUGUCGUGGCUGCAUAAACAACAUCAUUUCAAGUAUUUAUGUCAAAGGAUUUGAUUCGGGAAUAAUCCGACCCACGCGCUAACGAACACAUGAACACACACUCGGCAAGCAACACGCGGUUGCUGAGUUUCGUUACACCAGGAAACUCCUAGGGCGCACACUCCGUCGCAGACAUGCACUUGUUUUCUCACAAGCUGAUUCACGCAGUCUCACUGUCACGCACAGGAUUUCACAGACAGGAAGCCACACACACACACACACACACACACACACACACACACACACACACACACACACACACACACACACACACACACACACACACACACGCACACACGUUGACACAAAGACAAGGCUGAGGGAGCAUGACAGUGUGUCCCUUGCCUCCUGUGGACACUGAGAAAAGGCAGGCAACACAAAGGAGGCUGUAAGGUGAGCACCCUCAGACACACAACAAUCACCCAGCCCGCUCCCCUCGGGCAUUGUGUGUUAUUGACAUCAUUCAGUCCGUGCAAGGUCCUACCACCCCCUUCCCUCUCCUUUCCUCUCCCUCUACAUUUGGGAUGCAUUGGCAUCAUGGGAGACGUGCGUGAAGUGAGUGUGUGUGUGGCAUGGAACUAAUUUACUCACUCACUGGCACACAUGGAACGCUUUUGCUUUGAAUUCCCUGCGUCCCGCUCCCUCUCCAGUCGGCCUGCAAGACAAUGCACGUGCAUGUCAUUCACACAAGAAGGUGGGAUGAUUACGAUUUUAUCCUGCCAGCAUGUCCUGUGUUUGCCAAAACACACGCAUAUGGUUUAUCUGCUGAAACCUUUGAGGAGUGUGGGGACUACAAUCAGAAAAACAGCCGGGCAAAAACCCCCUCAUCAUCUGUUUUUCUUUUUAUCCCACGUGGACAUAUGGGAAAUUUACACCAACACACAAGUCACCGCUUUGUGCUUUUCCUAAACCUGGCUGCGCGUAAUUCUAAUAAAGACCAUUGAAUUUAUUUGGUUGCAGAAGAGGGAAAAAAUAUUAUGUUUAUUGUCUUGCUAAUGUCCAUUAAUUAUGUAAUGUUCUACUUUGCUCGUGUGGUCAUUGUCACAAUGUGUGACUGAGGAAGAAAUGUGUCUGUACAUGAUCACAUGUCUUUGUGUAAAAAAAUGCAGUGCUUCCCUUUGUUAGUUUAAGAAAUGAGGCAGGCAGAACAUGACUCACAUCCAGUAUUCACUCAAGAUAAGUAAAACAUGUCAGCGCUUCUCACUGAUGUUGACUGAAGCUUGACGCCAGGGCAGGAAAUAGGUACUGUAAGUAAACCUGAGUUUAAAUGUCAACUUUUAGGACUUGACAGGGCUCAAACUCUUUUGAGCAUGGCGUGAAUGACAUAAACAUUGUGACUGAUGUUUACGUAAAAUAUAAUGAAUUGUAAAGUGGGGUUUGGCGGUUACUCGGUACCAGGUGAGAUUGUUUUUCACUCUUUUAACCCCGCCCACUGUUCUGGUGAGGGCUGGGUCUUCAUAUUAGCUGCAAAAGGUUCAAAAGGGCUUUGAAGUAGCUGUACCAUUUGAUGCUCCAGACGUUAUUAGUCACAUGUUCAUUCAUUUGAUACAAGCUAUGAAUUACACUGUAGUGUAUGCUUAACUUUUAAGUAGUGUGACCGAUUGUAUAUAUUUCCUUUCUUAGAUCUCUCACACAACGGAGAUCUUGUAACUCAAUGAGAUUUCCUGAUUAAAUAAGGCCUAACUGACUUAAAUGUAACAAGAGCGGCAAUGUUUUUAGUGUCCAUGAGAGAUACAGUACUGCUGCAAAAGAUCAUUUCCAUUUCAUAAUCGUCCAAAAAUACUUUUAAAGCUAUAA
Molecule: messenger RNA, 4526 nt
Organism: Betta splendens (Siamese fighting fish)
Lineage: Eukaryota; Metazoa; Chordata; Actinopteri; Anabantiformes; Osphronemidae
Gene: lekr1
Product: leucine, glutamate and lysine rich 1
Exons: 13
Coding region: 573-2669 (698 amino acids)
Source: RefSeq, a predicted model, not a curated record